Messenger RNA from Ctenopharyngodon idella (grass carp), 497 nucleotides. RefSeq names its product cytochrome c oxidase subunit 8B, mitochondrial. The transcript has 2 exons. Lineage: Eukaryota; Metazoa; Chordata; Actinopteri; Cypriniformes; Xenocyprididae. The record is from RefSeq and is a predicted model, not a curated record. The coding region runs from base 147 to 368 and encodes 73 amino acids. Gene Ontology annotation, cellular component: mitochondrion. Gene Ontology annotation, biological process: mitochondrial electron transport, cytochrome c to oxygen.
UACCCUGACCUUAAAUCGGACUUGGCAGGUGGACAAGAAAAUUGCAGCUCUCACUUUUCCUGUAGGGCGCAUUACCACUCAAGCCGCGCGCAAGUGGCACAUAUACUUCAGCGUUUGGAUAUAUCCAAUAAUCCAGCAACAGGACAAUGUCAGCCUUGAAUGGCUCUUUCAACUUGCUGAGGGCUGCGAUGAGACAUCAAAUCAUCCCUAAAGCCAACAUUUCAGCCAAACCAGCCAAACAUGUGCUGUCCACUGGGGAGCAAGUCUUUGUAAUGGUGACCAUGUUCGCGACUGUCCUGGGCCCCUCUGGAUGGAUCCUGGCACAUUUGGAGGACUACAAGAGCCGUCCUGGUGCAGCCCAAGAAUAACUGUCUAUCUGUUUUUGAGCAUUCCUUCUUACGAAGCCUAUUUAACCUUUGAAUGUUUUAAUAAAUGAAUGUACUUGAACACCUCAACUGAUGGCAAAUGGUCUGUAUCGAUUAAAAUAGUCAAAUGUA